This is a messenger RNA of Anguilla rostrata (American eel), 7950 nucleotides long. Its product is annotated as retinoic acid-induced protein 1. NCBI's taxonomy places the organism in Eukaryota, Metazoa, Chordata, Actinopteri, Anguilliformes, Anguillidae. The transcript has 5 exons. The record is from RefSeq and is a predicted model, not a curated record. Gene Ontology annotation, biological process: regulation of transcription by RNA polymerase II; circadian regulation of gene expression. Bases 474 to 6242 code for a protein of 1922 amino acids. Gene Ontology annotation, cellular component: nucleus.
GCUCUUCCCCCCUCUCUCUCUGACUCUCUCUCUCUCUCUCUCUCUCUCUCACACACACACACACACACACACACACACUCAUGCACACACGCAGCCGCUCACUGGUUCGCUUGUGAGGGGGACUGGCUGUUAGAUUCACCAGCGCAGCAGUCGCAGCCCACUCUGCUAAUUCUAUUAUACAUUCGGUCUGGAAGCUACAGGGCUGCUUUCUAAUUGCUUUCCUAUUCCCCCGGGGCCUCCCACCCCCUACCCCCCAUCCCCUCCUCCCCCCAAAGUGAAGAUGGCAGGGAAAGGAAGGAGGAAGGCACGUUAGAGAGAGAGAGAGAGGGGGAGAGAGAGCGAGCGAGAGAGGCUAACUCGGACAGGGAAUACUGGUGCCAUUUUCACAUUGCAGGAGGGUCCAGCGUGGAGACAGAGCGCGCGAGAGAGGAAGAGAGAGGCUGACAGUCGCUGCAGAGCCCACAGCCGGAGCCAUGCAGUCAUUCAGAGAGAGGAGCGGUUUCCACGGUAACCAGCACUGCUACCAGCAAGAGCCCCACCACGAGUCAGCAUCACGCCUGGAGGGCUACAGGCAUCACCACGGCGGGCGGCGGGGCUACGAGUCACACCCCCUCGGCGCUGCACCAGGGUCCAAAGACUGCUACAGCUUGCAGGCCUUUCCCGGCUAUGGUGCGGGGGACUCUGCCCCACCCAAGAAGCAGUACAAGGAGGGCAAGGUUUCUGUUUUGACCCAGCAGCAGCAGCAGCAGCAGCAGCAGCAGCAGCAGCACCUGCAGCAGACUGGCUACACCAAUCACAAUCACAUUAUGAGCCCCGCCUACCAGGCACAGUACUUGAAUGAGGGUAACCUGCAGCAGAAGUGGCCCGACUCCCCACACCUGCCGCACUAUGACCAGGAGUCACCAGGCACGGUAGGAACCCCGGGCGGGUCCCAGUACUUAGAGCAGAACAUGCUGGCAGUCUCCCAGGGCCAGUGCCCCCACAGCAGCCAGCAGCCCACCCCCGCCUAUGGCAGCCACCACCAGCGGCCCUUGCCACGCGAUGCCUCCCCGUCUCCCGCUAUCCACAGCCAGGGGCGUCUGCACUUCCCCCAGCAGCCACAGCCCCUGCCAGGCCCCACCCAGGCCUACAUGGACAAGUGUAACCCCCUACCACACUGCUACAAGGGCUACCCUGUGCCCUCUGCAGCCCAGUACAACAGGCAGCUUGGAUGCAGCAGCAGCGCUGCUGGUGGAGGACUCAAACCAAGCCCCUACCGGUCCCAGAACAGUUACGUCUACCCCCAGCCCCCAUCCCGAGCUGGAUAUGAACAGUUGCCAGGCCAGCAGGGGAUGCCACCAGGCCAGGAGGGCUUAUCAAAGUACCAACACUUUGGCCAGACCCAGCAAAACUACUGCCUGCCAGAUGUGUCCGUAAGGUCUCCCGAGCAGUACUAUCAGACCUGCAGCCCUGGGUCCGGCCACUCCCCCGCCCGGUCCAUGGGGAGGUCACCCUCUUACAGCUCCACCCCUUCCCCCCUGAUGGUCAGUUCCGAGACGUUCCAGUACAACCAGCAGCAACCCCCCAUCGUCUCCACAGGCCCUGCUGCCUCCUCUGCUUCCGCUGCAUCUUCCUCCUCUUCUGGUCUGCAGGAGCAGGGUUUGCUCAUGCCCCCGCACUCCCAUGCACCCCAGAGCGCAUCCCACCAGAAGCCUAGCUAUACCACCACUGCUAAGGAGCGCUUCCCUGAGAAGCUGCUGUCCAACCCCAGCCUGUGGAGCCUAAAUGCAUUGACCUCACAGGUGGAGAGCAUCUCCAACAAUGUCCAACAACUACUGCUGUCCGAGGCCUUGGUGGGCAACAGGAGGGCUAGCAGGCGGGGUGGCUCCAAGAAGGUUGAUGACUACAAGACCCAACCCCGAAUGCAUGAAGAUGCCUCUUGCUCAGACUCUCAUGACAGGGGUCCACUGCUAGAGGCCUACGGGGCUCCCCAGCCAACCUCUGCCGAGCUCCAGGAGGUGGGAUACUCUAGCAGCUCUGAUGAGCAGUUGGAGAGAAGCUACUACUUCUGUGGCCAGAGACAGAGCAGGAGUCCAGUUGUGCAAACUCCUGUGGGCUCCCAGCAUGCCCUGGAUGCUAUGUCCUCCUGCUCCUUGACUUCACCGGACAACACCUCAACAAAGUCAGAGGAUUCUGUCGGCACCCUACAGAGUGUGGAUGGUGCAGCAUCUGGGGUUGGGGUCCAGAGCAUUCUGCAUGGGGAGUGUCUUGACUCCAUGCCCCAACUUCCCACCACACAGGCUGAGGGGAAUGGCAACAUUGCCCUGGUGAAGAAUGUGGAAGACCAAGGAAGAUGCCUGCAUGGUGGUGCAGCCAUUCCCAGCCCCCUCAGGCCCCACCAGGGCUCUUCAGCUGACAUGCAUAGCCUGAGAGGAUCGCUCAAGAAGAACAUUGAAGAGUCUGCUUGGUCUCUUGUUGAGGGAAAAGAGGCUGAGAAUGAGAAGGAGACCAUAGGUCGUGACAUUGGGCCUGAGGUUACAAAUCAGCAGCAACAGGGGGACUGGCCAGAUGAUGAAAAAUGCUCGCCUGUGUUCCACAAGGUAGACAAAGUCCCGAUGAGCAAAAACUUCCCCAGUGACUUGGAGGAUAAGAUAUACCAGGACCUGCAGAGCCAGUACUACUCUGAUCAGAGGGAGCCGGCAGGAAAAGCCAGUCAUGCCUUAGGCUACAGUUGUGACAAGGACAUCCCCCCUGAAGUGAAAUCAGAAACGUACAAGUCAGAGGCACCCACUGACUAUGACACCCUUGAGAACACAGACCCUUUUAUGUGGAGAGAUGACCUCAGACAUCAGGGCCAUUAUUUGCCCACAAAAGUGGAAGACUCAGUGCAGCAACAGCAGUUUGGCUCCGAGGUUGAGCAUUUUGAAGAGAAACUACUCUCUGUCAUGGGGCAAGAGAAGCAGGAGAUUCCAGAAGAGCAGUGCCCCAUCCCACAUGAUCUGAUGGGUCCUGAAGAGAGACUGGAGAACAGGAACUCUCCAUCCUCAAAGAACAGUGUUAAUUGCAGGCUGCUGUCAUGUGAUAUGGGAGAAAGCCAUGGUUUGGCUAAGGAGCAAGGUGAUGAGCAACAUCCCAGUGUGGAUGCUGCAGGAAAGGAACCAGCAGUUGGUGAGAAGAGGCCGGCAGUCCGAGAUACCUUGACCUCAUCAUAUUCUACAGAAACUGUUUUCCCAUUGCAAGGUGAGCAGGCUGUGCCUGCAACUCAGGUGAGGGGCAACAUUGAGCACCGUGAUGCUGAGGUGCUGGAGCCAGACUCCCCCCAGCUCCCAGGGAAAUCAGUCAUGCACCCAGCCCCAUCAUGGGCCGACACCCCUCCCUCUCCGAAAAAAGGCGAUGAUGAUAUUGAGCCAGGGAUAAGCUGCCCUAGUGCAGUGAUGCCCUCACCCUCUGCAAAGUCUGAACCUAUGGCCCUGUCCUCAAACCUAGGAGCCCUCCACAGGAAGCACACGCGAGGCAGGAGGGGCCGGCCUGGGAGGCCGUCACACAUGGGUGCUCGAAUCCGAGCCCUUGUCAGCACGGAAGACAAAGAGGUCCCCUCAGUCAUCGCAUCCAGCAAAGGCACUCUUUUCCCAGACGAAUUAAUAGGCAUCAGUGACAGCAAAGAUAUCUCCAGCCAGAUGCCGACGCUUUCAGCAUCAGAGGGCUUCCCCUCCAGGAUGAGAACCCGCUCCUUUACCACACAGGCUAUACCUAAAGCCUGUGCUCAACUGAAAAGGCGUCCUGGCCCAAAGCCCUCUGAAGACUGUCCUGCCGCUAAUCCCCCACCUCCCCCUAAGGGCCUGAUAUCCAAAAUCAAGUGCAUCAAGCAGAGGGACCUUGAACAAGAUACCUGGGGUUACGCGAAGGGAAAGAGGGGACUAGGUUUGAACACUCCACCAGAUGAAAAUCAGGAAACACCGAGCCUUCCAAUGGUGCUUCCUGUCAAAGACCAGAAGUCCAUGGUGUUGAGGUCCAGAAAACAGACAGAGGAGAUACCAGUGAAGGAGAAAGAGAAGAAGGGUACUGCAUAUAGUUCCCCAAAAAAGCCAAAAGAAACUAAGAAGCAGAAGGUGAUAUCGUCAAAAGACCAGGAUGGUGUGAUCCUAAAGCCUAACCUUAGCACAACCUUCCAGAAAGGGGUCUACAAAAAUGCAGUUGGAAAGUUGGCAAAGACAGUACCUCUAAUAAGCAAGAGAAAAUCCAGCUUCCAAUCUCCAGUGCCCUUGAAAAAACAGAAGGGAAUCAAAGUCAGCAAAAUUAAGGCCCAUGAACCUCCCAUAGAAACCAAGCUAACGGCUGUGAGAGGCCCUAAGAAGAAGCUAAAAGGAGGGGAACAUCUUAAAACAUCUUUUCUAAACAUAGAUCCUCCUCUCCUUACCAGUGACAUAGCAGACUUGUCUAGUGUACCUCCUCAACAUCCUACAAAAACUAAAUAUCUACCCCCAAGGAAAGGCAGAGGUUUAAAGUACGAGGCUAUGGUUCAAAAGAUCACAUCCACGGGAUUGAAGAAACAAGUUCAAAACCCUCAAGUUGAAGAAGUAGUACAGGGAGAUCCAGUGCCAAAGGCAGCCACCAGCACAACACUGCAGACUCUGAAAGAGAAAGAGAUGCCAAAACCUGUGGAGGUGAAAGUGGAGGAAGGUGGGGACUCAUUGAGUGUCCCCAUAGGAGCAGAAGUCGAGGGAUGCAUCAAGGGCACAACUGUUGGUAAAAGGAGAGGGCGGCCUGCCGAACCCAGGGAUCGACCUGAAGUGCCACUGGAUCUAGUUCCAGAUGCCGAAAGCCUCAUCAUAAACAUGCCAAGAUUAGCCAAGCAAAGGGCAAUCAAAAACAACCGCGAGAUGCACCUGAAGCAGAGGAGAAGGAGGAGGAAAGUCCCCCCCAGCACCGAGCAACAAAGCUCACCUUCUGACCCUAUAUCCCCUCCUCUCUCUACUUUGCCUCCUGACCCGAUCUCUCCCACCCCUAAUAUUCCCCUUGUCCCUGCCACUCCCAUCUGUGGAGAGCAGCUGACAGAGGCACCACAGACCACCAUCAUCCCCACAACCAGCGUCUGUAAGAGAGGGCGACCCCCAAGGUUACCUCCUAUAAAAAGGGGAUGUGGCAAAGGAUUCAGCAAGCAGGGCAGCAAAAAGGCAGUUGCUGUCACAAUAACAGGGCCAAAAAAGAAAAUAAAACAGAACACAGAGACCCUGAGUGUCAAGACUACGAAAAAAGUGCAAAAACCCAAAGUGAGACACAGAAAAUGCUGUGCCAAUCAUGUUGUUGUCACCACUGCCGAGGAGGAAAAAUGGCCAGAGGUUCCUCUAAAACACAAAUCACAGGAAAGCAAAAGUGUCAACAGCGAGUGCUCCUUCAGGCCUUAUGUGCGCAUUGACAGCUCAGACAAACUGCCUUCCCACUGUGUCAUCAUCAACCGACCCGAGGAAGAGACGCUCCUUCUGCGAGAGCGGAGAAGGAGGAAGAAGGCCUCUGUGAAUGUAAUGGCCACCUCCAUCCUCACCCAGGCAACAGCGCCGAGCUUCUCCCAGGCAAUGCUGCAGGGCCCCCUGGUCAAUGCGGGGCUGUCUGGUAGGUCUCUGACCUGCUGCUUGUGUGGCAAGCCGGCAAACUACAGGGAGCUAGGAGACCUGUGUGGGCCAUAUUACCCGGAGGACAGUGUGCCAAGGAAGGCCCUGUCCUUCCUGCCCAAAUUGGAGCAUGUGGAAGCUGGAGAGAUGGUGGGGAACAGUACCAUGGUGGAACCGAACACCAGCCCACUAAAGAGUGACAGCAUCAAGGACCCAGGCAGGUGGGGUCGGUGUGGUUCUGGGCAGCACAGAAGGGUGGAGAGGGUGUUGGGGGUGGGCAGAACGAGCCGUCCUAGUUUCCGGGAGCAGUACAGGAGGCUGCGGCUGCUUCAGGGGGAGGGGCAGGGAUGGGGCCGGGCUGGCCUGCGGACGCUGCAGAUGGAGGCAGAAGCCAAGGAGCACUGGGCCCACGAGGCGUGUGCCAUUUGGACCAGGAGGGUGGUGCUGAUUGCCGGCAAGCUGUACGGCCUGACAGAAGCUGCACGGGCUGCAGCCCAGAUGUGCUGCUCGGCAUGUCAGAGCGUGGGUGCGUCCAUCAGCUGCUGCAGGGAAGGCUGCUCCCAGAUAUUCCACUUUGUCUGUGCCAAAGACAUGGGUUGCUUAUUUCAAGAAGACAACUUUUCAGUGAAAUGUGUGGAACACAAGGACAUGUAAAAUAAAUUUGAAGAGGUUCAUCUCCUAUGCAGUGCAACAAGGGACAGAACGUGACAUGAGCCCUGCUGAACGAAUUCACCCGGAUUGCACAGCUCAACUGGAAAAGCGAUUCAGAGCAUUCCUGCAGCGCGGCUGCGGAAAUCCGGCGAGCCGCGUUUCUAACGGGGACACUUAGCCCCGUUCGGACGUGCGUGUCUGCCGCUCCAGAACAGGAGCAGCAGAGAAGAUAUUAGUGUGGGUCAACGCCAGCUUAAAACCCAAAUGUGCCACUCUGUUUGGGAUAAAGGGGUCCGUUUCGAUUUGGUCCGACCACAGUCACACAGAGAUUAAGGUCCAUCGGGCCCUGAUUCAGAUACUUUGAAUCAAAUACUUUAACCAUUUAGACACCGGUAAAAUUCCUGCCGAUUACUGAAAAAGUUAUUCGGAACAAAAAUCUUCUUUCAUAUGAUUCUCCGUUUUGUUAAAAUAGUCUGAGAUCUGCAGGAGAUUUUCUAAAUUGUAGUAGUAUCUGAAGAAUUGAAGUAUAUCUUAUGGUAGUUGACCCAGGUCUGAGCAUCGAACCCAUCCCCGCCAGGUUUUAGCAGAUAUCAGUAUUUUGGAAUUGCUGUGCGCAGAUGUGCUCUGAUAGCAAGAUGUCACAAAUCCGUACUCACUGGAUGUAUUUCAAUGUAUGCUUGAGUGUUAUAAUGUACAUGGCGUGCUCUAAAACAAGUAAAUAUUCUGAUAUUUAACUAAAGGUAUUUUACUAUAUAAUGCUCUUCCGACCUGUAUUUUGAUGUGCAUUUGCAGACGUAAGGCCUUCAUAUCGGUAUCCAUUCAGCGUGAAUAUUUCCGAAACUCGAGUCGUGAUCUUGUGAGCGACGAGUGAGGCACGCGACCCUCGGACUUCCUGUCUGCGCUGUAGUUGAAAUCUUGCAAGCGAAGUCCUAGUUUAUGCGCCACGCUCUCGACUUUCACGUCAUUUGUGCCACUUAUCGUGAGCUUGAUAACGCGCACGUCUCUGUUGAUGACUGAGAUGGGGCAGGGCCAUAGUCCAUAUUCUCAUUCAGUACUGCGAUUCACCUUUGACCUUUUUUUUGGGGGGGGGGCACAAAACUGAUGUAACUGAUCACGAUGCACACACACACCUCAGCUAGGUAUAGUUAAUAACGUGACCGUAAAGUCAUGAGUUUUAAAACAAUGCAUCCAGCGAUCUUGAUGAUUCUCAGUUCUGAACUUAUCAUUAUUUAAUGGUGUAUAUAAGUAUUUGACACUGUUUAAAUGUAAGAUGUGAUGUACUUAAAUAAUUGUGUAUAGUAUUUCUUAGAGAUGUUUAUUUUCUAUAAAGUAAAUGUCAUUGACUAUAAAAGAAAAAUGUUAUUAAACAAAUGAAUUAAAAUAAUUUCUUGGGGGGAGGGGGUGGACGUCGCUUGUCGUCUGGGUUGGGGUCAUGCGUUGAUUCCUGUUUAUUUUGGUAAAUGUAUGGUGUUUGUUAUGCACAUGUGUAUUUAGCAAACAAUGCUCUUAUAUCAACAGGUGUGAUCCAGUUGUAAGUGCUACACAGGAUCAUGUGACCGCACUCUUAGCCGUUAACAUUCAUGGGAUAGUUGGCUGUAUUAAACAGCCAUGAGUAACUUGUGCCUGACCUGACAUUUUGAAUGUUCCACUGUUCCCAAAGACUACAACAGAGCCACUGAGAUGUGAGUGGCAGCUAACUGGGAACAGAGCU